AUGGUGGCCGCUCAGCACCUAGAGAGAGAGCGAGGAGAGAGAAAGAGGAGAGCGAGAGAGGAUAGAGCGGGGAGGAUAGAGAGAGAGAGAAGAGAGAGAGAGGAUAGAGAGAGGGAGGAUAGAGAGAGAGAGAGGUUAGAGAGAGAGAGAAGAGAGAGAGAGCGAGAGAGGAUAGAGAGGGAGGAUAGAGAGAGAGAAGAGAGAGAGAAAAGAGAGAGGAUAGAGAGAGAGAGAAGAGAGAGAGAAGAGUGAGAGGAUAGAGAGAGGAUAGAGAGAGAGAGGAUAGAGAGAGAGAAGAGGAGAGAGAGAGAGAGAGGUGAGAGACAGGAUAGAGAGAGGAUAGAAAGAGUGGAUAGAGAGAGGAGAGAGGAGAGAGGAGAGAGGAGAGAGGAGAGGAGAGAGGAGAGAGGAGAGAGGAGAGAGGAGAGAGGAGAGAGGAGAGAGGAGGGAGGAGGGUGGAGGGAGGAGAGAGGAGAGAGGAGAGAGGAGAGAGGAGAGAGGAGAGAGGAGAGAGGAGAGAGGAGAGAGGAGAAAGGAGAGAGGAGAGAGGAGAGAGGAGAGAGGAGAGAGGAGAGAGGAGAGAGGAGAGAGGAGGGUGGAGGGAGGAGAGAGGAGGGUGGAGGGAGGAGAGAGGAGAGAGGAGAGAGGAGAGAGGAGAGAGGAGAGAGGAGAGAGGAGAGAGGAGAGAGGAGAGAGGAGAGAGGAGAGAGGAGAGAGGAGAGAGGAGAGAGGAGAGAGGAGAGAGGAGAGAGGAGAGAUAUGUGA
Molecule: messenger RNA, 765 nt
Organism: Ostrinia nubilalis (European corn borer)
Lineage: Eukaryota; Metazoa; Arthropoda; Insecta; Lepidoptera; Crambidae
Exons: 4
Source: RefSeq, a predicted model, not a curated record